Molecule: messenger RNA, 849 nt
Organism: Salpingoeca rosetta
Lineage: Eukaryota; Choanoflagellata; Craspedida; Salpingoecidae
Exons: 7
Coding region: 1-849 (282 amino acids)
Cellular component (GO): trans-Golgi network
Source: RefSeq, a predicted model, not a curated record
AUGAGGCUCCUCUUCGUGGCACUUGCCGUGCUACUGGCAGCGAACAACAUUGCUGCCGAUGGCACCGAAUGCACCAUCGUCAACGAUUAUGGCUGCUUUGUGGACACCCUGAAGCCGCGCACGCUUCCGCAGAAGGCCGACAACGCCUACUCGUACAAGGAAUGUGCCGCAAACUGCUACGGGCUCGGAUUCACAGGCACAGCUGGUGCAGAGAAUGGCGAGGAGUGCUGGUGCUCAAACGAGAGUGGACCCGUUGGUGCCAGCGCACCCCAAUCCGAGUGUGACAAGACAUGCAGGGACGACAGCACGCAGGAGUGCGGUGGCCUCUCACGUUUGAGCCAGUUCAGCUUCCAGUGCACAUCCGGCCAGAAGUUUUACUCUUGCUCAGGCGGUCUCUGCGUUGAAGAUCCCCAGGGUCCCUGGAGUGACCCCAACUGCAACGGCGCAUGCAAGGCACCGCCAUCCCCGCCAUCACCACCCGGCCCAUCGCCGCCUGCUCCCCCUGGUCCAUCACCACCAUCGCCACCGCCACCAGGCCCACCGGGCCCAACACCGCCACCAUCCCCGCCAUCUCCGCCAUCCCCGCCAUCUCCGCCAUCCCCGCCCUCUGGCCACUCGAAGAAGAAGCUCGGCGCAGGCGACGUCAUCGUCAUCAUCUUCUUCGUCGGCAUCAUUUUCCCUUACUUCGUCCUGGGUGCCGUGUACAUGAAAUACGUCCGGAAUGCGUCUGGCGUUGAGGUUGUGCCCAACUACGAGUUCUGGGCGUCGCUGCCCGGCCUCAUCUCGGACGGGUUCCGCUUUGUCAUUGGAAAGGUCACCGGCCGCCCUCAGAGCUACCAGGCCCUGUGA